Coffea eugenioides is the source of this 1467-nucleotide messenger RNA. RefSeq lists its product as uncharacterized. NCBI's taxonomy places the organism in Eukaryota, Viridiplantae, Streptophyta, Magnoliopsida, Gentianales, Rubiaceae. The record is from RefSeq and is a predicted model, not a curated record. Bases 394 to 1422 code for a protein of 342 amino acids. The transcript is spliced from 2 exons.
UAUCUUUUUCUAUGUAUAUCCCAUGAUUUCUGCUAUAUCCCAUGAUUUCUGCUCUAUUUUAGGAUAGAAUAAUUUACUCCUAAUGUAUUUUAGGAUAGAAUAAAUUAGCUCCUAAUUUUUAGGAAAUUACAGAUUUCAUGGAAUUGACAAAAGUCAAAUUCCACUUGUAUAAAUGUUGUACAGAGUCUGGAACAAAAGAUAUGACAGAACAAUUCAGUUCUUCUUUUUGUUCAUGGUAUCAGAGCUUUUGCUCUUGGGACCUCUUCUUGUCAGCCUUCAUUGCUGAGAACUUUCCUUUUUUUUCAAGUCUUAUUGCCAAGUGCAAUUUCCAGCCUUCAUUGCUGAUUUUUUCCAUUAGGCCUUCAUUGCCAAUUUUUCUUUGAAACCUCCACCAUGUCUGAAACUGAAACAUCAGAAAUCCACUCCAAUACCAAAUCAGAGGAGACCUCAAAUAUUCCACAAACAGGGGAUUUGCAGAGUAUCCAGGCAGCCUACAGGCUCAACGGGAAAAACUAUUUGAAGUGGUCACAAUUUGUUCAAACAUUUCUCAAAGGAAAGGGCAAAAUCAGCCACUUGCUUGGAACUGGACCGAAAAAGGGAGAUCCUAAAUUCGCUGCUUGGGAUGAAGAGGAUUCUAUGGUCAUGUCAUGGCUGUGGAAUUCCAUGUUACCUGAAAUAAGCGAUACUUGCAUGUUCCUACCAACAGCUCAAGAUAUAUGGACUACUAUUCGACAGACCUAUUCAAAGGCAGGAGAUGCUGCCCUAAUCUAUGAGAUCAAAACAAAGAUCUCAGCCACUAAACAGGGCAACCUUUCUGUUACUCAAUAUGCCAACCUUCUGCAAAAUCUAUGGCAGGAACUGGACCAAUAUCGGUGUGUUCAGAUGGUGUGUAGUGAAGAUGCAGCCACCUUGAAAAGCUUUAUCGAAAAGGAUAGAGUUUAUGACUUCCUUGCAGGUCUGAAUGUGGAAUUUGAUCAGGUCAGAAUCCAGAUAUUGGGGAAGGAAAGAUUAUCAUCUCUGAAUGAGACAAUAUCAUUGAUUCGAGCUGAAGAGAACAGGCGAGAAGUCAUGUUAGAGCCUAAAACAUUAGAAGGCUCUGCAAUGAUUUCUACAAAGUCAAAUAAAGACACAAUUUGGUGCACGUACUGCAAAAAAUCAAGCCAUACGCGAGAUGAUUGCUUCAAACUCCAUGGGAAGGAACAAGUCCUUAGUCGUAAAGGAGGAUUCAAAGGGCGAAAAGCCCACUUAACUGCUGGAGAAGACCAAACACAAGAAAAAUCCAACCAGGGUGGUAUGGGAGAAUUCAAGAAAGAAGAAAUCGAAAAGCUAAGAAACCUCCUAAAUUCCCUUGAAAAGUCCUCUAGUACGUGUUCAUUGGCUCAAUCAGGAUUUGGUUACGGGGAGGACGAUUGGACUUGCUAAGGUGAAUGAUGGGCUUUAUUACCUUGAGGAGAUGAGUGGCAACAA